CCACAUAUGAUUCCUCUGUCCCGUUCUCGUGCUCCUCUGUAGAUAAAAACUCGACAGUUGCCUUUCAGUCCCAGAGAUCUCAUAUCAAAACCUUUCAGUCGCCAUUCAAGAUGAGGUUUUCAGUUAUCACUCUCGCAUGCCUAGCUUUGCUGCUACAGUCUUCUCGCAUCCGGUUACCGAUGCCCUUGAGAAGCGCGACGACCACACCUUCAAAACUGUUCUCAAAACAACCUGGACUGAUCUUGAUGUUGCUGAGAAGGCAAUCCAUAAGUACGAUGACGACAACUAUGAAUUUAUUGAAGCUGUCGACACUGCCCCCAAGAAUUUACAAAAGAGUGAAAAGGAGGUUAAGGCAUCUGGAGCCCUCAGUAAGGCUGGUGUUGCCGACAUCAAGUUGAUCUUUCAAGAUUUAGUGACUGUGUCCAAGGCUCUACACGAUGAGUUGAUUGUCAAGAGACCUACGAUUGAGGCCACCAGGAAAUGCAGGUUUAUCCGCGUUAAAUUGUCGCUGCUCUGGGCUUUCUCGGCCAACCUCGUCAACGCUAUCGCUGACAACUCUGAGCCCAAAAUCAAAGACCUCAUUAGGGGUUAUGCUGGAGACUACCUCGUUAAUAUUCGAAAAGCUGAAUAUGGGUUUGAUGAAUCGAAAUGCAUCGAUGCGACAUACGACUUGUCGUCGCAGGGUGACCUGUAGCUGGCAUAUAUCAGUCAAUUGCUCAGAACAAGAUAGAGGACCAACACGACUUGGUGGAGAAUCGCAGGGUCCUGAGAUCUAGCAAUCAAAGAAUCGCCGG
Molecule: messenger RNA, 794 nt
Organism: Pseudogymnoascus verrucosus
Lineage: Eukaryota; Fungi; Ascomycota; Leotiomycetes; Thelebolales; Thelebolaceae
Exons: 1
Coding region: 137-694 (185 amino acids)
Source: RefSeq, a predicted model, not a curated record